CGGACACCUACAUGAUAGCUUGAAAUCCGAGUGUACUGUGUUGUUAAGUUCCUGGAUCAAGGACGAAAAAGCCAAAAAAGAUCCAUGUGAAUUCAUUAGUGGAGUGGAGUGGGAUAGAAUUAGUGGUAGAUGAGCAUUGUGAAGAAGAGAAUAUCACAUCAAACAUUUCACCAUGAUACUAGAAUACUGUCUGCUUGGUGCCAGUGCAGCAGCCACUGGACUCUUCUCAAUAUUCUGGCAUAAGAAAGCAAGGACUCUAGCAAAUGUUAAGGAUGCCCCCGUCUUGGAGCUGAAUGAAGACCUUGCUAAUAUGCUCAGCACCACACCAAACCAGACUAUCCCUUAUGCUGUCAUAGAAGGUAAUAUCAAAGCAGUGGAACAGUCUAUCAAGAGUGAAUAUGUAGUAGGGGUCGUAGGGGUCAUUCAGACGCUACUGUGUAGAGAGCACAAGACAGAGUGGAGCAAAUCAACAAGAUUAUGGUAUGACACAACACGGUUGAUCCGAGACACCACAAGGCAGGUCCCUUUUGAUGUAGCACGUGGUAAUGUAGUUGUAGGUGUUGAAGAUGCCCUUGUGGCUACUGGUCUAGAACUGGAAACUAUCCAUGACAAGUUCUUCCCCUACAACACCUCCUUAGGAAACAAUAUCCUUAGUUGGGCCAGCGGAGAAAAGACCAAAGGUUUCCAAGAAAUUGAACGAAUGCUCCCAGAGGGUGCUCUAUUAACUGGAGUAGGAGAGCUAGCCAUUGUUAAUGGUAAGAUGAUGUUAAGACCACCAACAACUGGAUUGGACUACAUACUCUCUUUGUCUGGACAGUCUGGCAUUCUACGGGAACUGAGAUCCAAACUGCGUCGGUGGAAAGUUCUAGUGGCUAUUUGUGGAUCAGCAACGGUUGUCAUGCUAUGUAUUGUUGUAUGGAAGUGGUUUAAGAGGUACCAAGAGCAACGUAACUAUGACUUGUAUGUCCAACGAGUCAUUCAGCAACGGGCAGAACAGGCAGAAGGGUCCAAUGUGGAUGAUCUCCAUGGUAGAUAUCAAGAAAUGAAUUCCUGUGCUAUCUGUCUCUCCCGGCCUAGGGACUGUGUACUCCUGAACUGCGGGCAUGUAUGCGCAUGCUCAGAAUGUGCAAUCGCUCUCCAACCACCUCAAUGCCCUAUAUGCAGAGACAGGAUAGCUAGGAUUGUACCACUUUAUCAUGCAUGAUGUUAACUUAUGUCGUAUUGUUUAUUUUAUGUCACAUAAUUCAGUGUUGAAUGCAUUCUGGAGCAAUUACCAGUGUAGACUUAGGUGUAUCUUGUUCUACUAUUGGUUUUAAUGCCUGUAAAAUUUUAUUUAUAUCUAUUGUAAAAGCUUAACUUAAGAAUUCAAGAACAAGGAUUAAUUGUGUUGCAGUGUAACAAUAUUACAAUUCAUUAAUUUAUACUCUUGAUUAUGAUAAAUUUUGCAGCUUCCUAAAAACCCUUUGUGCUAUCAAAAGUUAAACUCUACACAUUUUAAAAUAGUUUACAUAUUGCCAUGCCUUUUGAACUCGCCCCAUUUGUGUUAAACCCCUCACUCAAACAAACUACUUGUACAUGAUUUUGCACUAAUUUGAAUCAAAAUGGUGAAAGUAUUUACUCUCUGACAUUACAAACGAUGGAGUGUUAACACCUUAAGAGUGAAAAGUUUGUCUCUUGAUUACCCUCACAUACUUUAUUUUCAACAUCCAUGAAUUUUCUUUGUCCACAUCAAAAA
Messenger RNA from Lytechinus variegatus (green sea urchin), 1735 nucleotides. RefSeq names its product mitochondrial ubiquitin ligase activator of NFKB 1-like (gene mul1). The transcript has 4 exons. Gene Ontology annotation, molecular function: ubiquitin-protein transferase activity. Gene Ontology annotation, biological process: organelle organization; protein ubiquitination. The record is from RefSeq and is a predicted model, not a curated record. Bases 173 to 1204 code for a protein of 343 amino acids. NCBI's taxonomy places the organism in Eukaryota, Metazoa, Echinodermata, Echinoidea, Temnopleuroida, Toxopneustidae.